AUGCAUAUUCAGCCAUCACCAUAUACAUUUCCUGUAGCAUCAUCGAAUAUUGUGCAAAUAAUGCAUCCACCAGUAUUAACAGGAUCGAAUAAUAAUACAAUACGUCUAUCACAAGACCAUCGUACACGCCUUUAUCAAAUAAUAAAUGAAUUAAAUGAUGAUCAAUUACGUCUAUUUCUUACAAAUCAUUUACAAUCUAUAUCAAAUACAACAGCGAAUAAUCAAUUUCAACACUAUUCACGUACACAAUUAAUUCAACAAUCAUACAUUCUUAUUGAUAAUUAUUACUCAGUUGAUCUUGAACAAACACUCUAUACAAUGAGACAAAAACGUUUUCCAAAUGAUUAUCAACAAAAUUAUCGUGCACAACAGCAGCAGCAACAGCAACAACAACAACAAAACUAUUCUACAUCAUACAAUCAACAACAGCAAGCACAACAACCCUAUUAUUAUACUCAACAAGCAAUACAAUAUAAUAUACAACCUAAUUUUCGUUUUCCAGCACCAACACCAGCAAAUGUGUCACAGCAAUUGCGACAAAUUCGACCAACUCCAACAUCUAGUCAAUCUACAAAUGCUCACACUCAUCAUGCACAAAAUUCUCGUCCUCAACAACAACAGCAGCAACAACAACAGCAACAGCAAGCUUCAUAUUUUCCUUCCCUUGUACCUCGUCAAUCAUAUGUUCGACAUCCUUCAACAUCAUCAACUUCUACAAAUGGUUCAUCAUCUACUAUUCCUCGAUAUCAUGUUCCAAUUUUACCACCACCAGCAGCACCAGCACCGCCACUACCACCAGCUGUAACAAGAACAAAUCCUCCGCCUCCAUCUCCAUUAAAUAUUGUUCAUAAAACUUUACCAUUCUAUCGUCCAGUAGUAUGUGUUUAUGAAUGUCAUCAUGUAUUUCGUUAUGAUACAUAUCGUAAACAACAUUUUGCUCGAUGUGAUUUUCUCCUAUCACUUGAUGCAUGCAAUCAAUUAGCUUUAUCAUAUGAUUAUGAUUCUGAUCUUGAUUUACAUAAAACAACAAAAUGUUUAAUUAUGCGUCUUGCACGUAUUGAUCAACCACCUACGCUAAAUGGUAAAUAUGAUGAUAAUCUUCCACCAAAUUUUGUUGUUAAUAUCAAUUCACAAAAUUAUACAACUUUACCAACACCAAAACCUUGUACACGACAACAAACAGAUUUAGUUCGUAUUGGACGUGAAAUUGAUAUAACAUCCUAUUGUAUGUUUAAUCCAAUAUUAAAAAAUGAAUUAUCAAUGAUAUGGUCAUAUCGUUCAGAUAAUACUAUUUUACAUACACAAUAUGCAAAUGCACAAUAUGCAUUACAUAUAUUUCUUGUUGAACAUUUAACAAUUGAGGAUUUAUGUGAACAAAUAAAAAAUAAAACAACAAGAUUUUAUCGAGAAGAUUUGGCGAAAUUAUUAGCUAAAGCUUUAGCUACUGAUCAAGAUUUAGGUUUAGAAGUUAGUGAUCAAAAAUUAAAAUUAAAAUGUCCAAUUGAUCAAAGACGAUUAAAAACACCAAUAAGAGCAAUUACUUGUUAUCAUAUACAAUGUUUUGAUUUAACGAAUUAUAUUGCAUUAAAUGAAAAAGCUGGUAAAUGGAUAUGUCCUGUGUGCAAUAAACCUGCAUUAUUUGAUGAUUUACAAAUUGAUUCAUAUACUGACUCAAUAUUAAAUUCGAUUGAAAACGAAAAUAUAACUGAAAUAACUAUUGAUAGUAAUUUACAUUGGAAACCUUUCAUAUCAUCAACAUCAUCAUCUCUACUUAUUGAACAACAAAAUCAGAUAUCGUCAAAUACUCAUGAUAUUAUUUUAGAUGAUGAUCAAAUGGAUGAUGAUCAGUAUAAUCAUCAGAAACAACAACAAUUUGAUUCAAAAUCAAAUAUUCAACUAAUGCCAACAUUGGCACAUGAACCGUCUGAUAUUAUUCUUAUUGAUGAUUAA
Messenger RNA from Adineta steineri, 1950 nucleotides. NCBI's taxonomy places the organism in Eukaryota, Metazoa, Rotifera, Eurotatoria, Adinetida, Adinetidae. The record is from the annotation of a GenBank genome assembly.